Ricinus communis (castor bean) is the source of this 3715-nucleotide messenger RNA. RefSeq names its product FT-interacting protein 7. The transcript has a single exon. Lineage: Eukaryota; Viridiplantae; Streptophyta; Magnoliopsida; Malpighiales; Euphorbiaceae. The record is from RefSeq and is a predicted model, not a curated record. Bases 329 to 3427 code for a protein of 1032 amino acids.
AGGGGGCCACCUUCACACUAAAAUAACAUUUUUUUCUCUUUCUCUAUUUUUCUUUUUUAAUUUUUGCAUAUGGUUUCUGUCUUCACACUCCAAAAUGACCACCUCAUCUUCACUCUCCACUCUUCUUUACACCUCUCUUCCCUCUUCUCCUAACACCAUAGUUCUGUCUUCUUCUUCAAUCCUACUCUUUUCACUACCCACCACAUCUCUUUCCCCUGAUUCUUUUUUUUGUUAGGUGUGAAAUAGUUCCUUAGAAAGAUAUAGCAUAACCCAUUUUUUUCUUUUCCUUUUUCUUUUUUCUUUUUCUAAGGCUUCCCUUAAUUCCACCAUGACCAAACUAAUAGUAGAAGUUCUUGAUGCAAGUGAUCUUAUGCCCAAAGAUGGUCAGGGUUCUUCUAAUCCUUUUGUACAAGUAGACUUUGAUGAGCAGAGACAGAGAACUCAAACCAAACCUAAAGACCUCAGUCCUUGCUGGAAUGAAAAGCUUGUUUUCAAUGUAAACAAUCCAAGAGAUCUUCCUAACAAGACCAUUGAAGUUAAUCUUUACCAUGAUCGAAAAGGUGAUCCUGGUCAUGACAAGAACUUCCUGGGUCGUGUUAGAAUUUCUGGUUUUUCUGUCCCUUUAUCUGAGUCUGAAGCUAAUGUCCAGAGAUGCCCACUUGAAAAACGUGGCCUGUUUUCUAAUAUCAGAGGUGAUAUAGCGCUCAAGAUUUAUGCAGUUUUUGAUGGUAAUGGUAAUAAUUACUAUCCUCCUCCUCCUCCUCUUUCUCAUCCUCAACAGCAACACAAUGCUGUCAAUAUUGAAACUGAAGCUACUCCUGUUCAAGAAAUCAAUACCGACAAGCAGCUUGAAGAAGAUAUUAUGGCUGCUGCUGAAAAGAAAACCAAGAAGAAAAAAGAAAAAGAAGUGAGGACUUUUUACUCUAUAGGGACGACUGCAACUGGUGGAGGUCCCGCCCAUUAUCAUCAUCCUCCUGCUCCUGCUCCAGCUCCUGCUCCCAUGUCUUCUGGGUUCGGAUUCGGGUUCGAGACUCAUGUAAUGAGGGAAAAGGCACCUACAGUUGAGGCAAGAACUGAUUUUGCUAGAGCAGGGCCAGCUACUGUUAUGCAUAUGCAAGUUCCUAGGCAGAAUCCAGAAUAUUUACUGGUGGAGACUCGCCCGCCAGUGGCUGCUCGUCUGCGAUACAGAGGUGGAGACAAGACCACAAGUACUUAUGAUUUGGUUGAGCAGAUGCAUUACUUGUAUGUGAGUGUGGUUAAAGCUAGAGAUCUUCCAGUUAUGGAUGUUACUGGUAGUCUUGAUCCAUAUGUGGAAGUGAAGCUUGGGAAUUAUAAAGGCAGGACUAAACACUUGGAGAAGAACCAGCAUCCAGUGUGGAAUCAAAUUUUUGCUUUCUCAAAGGAUAGAUUGCAGGCCAAUUUACUUGAAGUUACUGUGAAAGAUAAGGAUUUUGUUAAGGAUGAUUUUGUGGGUAGAAUUCCUUUUGAUCUAUCUGAAGUUCCUCUUCGUGUUCCACCUGAUAGUCCACUGGCUCCUCAAUGGUAUAAAUUGGAAGACAAGAAGGGUGACAAGACUAAGGGGGAAAUUAUGCUUGCAGUUUGGAUGGGAACACAAGCUGAUGAAUCAUUUCCUGAGGCAUGGCAUAACGAUGCUCAUGAUAUUGGUCAUACAAACUUGGCUGAUACUAGAUCAAAGGUAUAUUUUUCGCCGAAAUUAUAUUAUCUUCGAGUUCAUGUCAUGGAAGCUCAAGAUCUUUUCCCCUCGGAAAAGGGUCGAGCGCCUGAUGUAUAUGUGAAGGUUCAACUUGGGAAUCAGGGAAGAGUCACUAGACCUGCGCGAAGCAUCAAUCCAGGUUGGAAUGAAGAGCUUAUGUUUGUAGCAUCUGAGCCUUUUGAGGAUUACAUAAUUGUGAGUGUUGAGGACAGGGUUGGACCUGGCAAGGAUGAGAUCAUGGGAAGAGUGAUUAUACCAGUUAGAGAAGUUCCACCAAGAAGAGAGACUGCGAAACUCCCGGAUCCUCGUUGGUUCAAUCUCUUCAAGCCUUCAUUGGCAGAGGAGGAAGGGGAGAAGAAGAAAGAAAAAUUCUCUAGCAAGAUUCUGCUGUGUCUCUGUUUAGACACAGGAUAUCAUGUUCUUGAUGAGUCUACUCAUUUUAGCAGUGAUCUACAGCCAUCGUCCAAGUUCUUAAGGAAAGAAAGAAUUGGAAUUCUUGAACUUGGGAUCUUGAGUGCAAAAAAUUUGCUGCCCUUGAAGAGCAAGGCUACCGAUGCAUAUUGUGUGGCCAAGUAUGGUAAUAAAUGGGUUCGAACCAGAACACUUCUUGACAAUCUAAAUCCUCGUUGGAAUGAGCAGUAUACUUGGGAUGUUUUUGAUCCUUGCACUGUGAUCACCAUUGGCGUUUUUGACAACUGCCACAUUAGUGGAAGCAAGGAGGACGCUAAGGAUAAGAGAAUUGGAAAGGUGAGAAUCCGUCUUUCGACUUUAGAAACUGAUCGAAUUUAUACACAUUAUUAUCCUCUGUUAGUUCUUCAACCUGCUGGGGGAUUAAAAAAGCAUGGGGAAAUUCAAUUGGCAUUGAGGUUCACCUGCACAGCUUGGGUUAAUAUGGUGACUCAAUAUGGCAAGCCAUUGCUUCCCAAAAUGCAUUACAUCCAACCAAUUUCUGUUAGGCACAUUGAUUGGCUUCGCCACCAAGCAAUGCAGAUAGUGGCAGCAAGGCUAACAAGAGCUGAGCCACCACUCAGGCGCGAAGCUGUUGAGUAUAUGUUGGAUGUGGAUUACCAUAUGUGGAGUUUGAGAAGAAGCAAAGCAAAUUUCGCCCGCAUAAUGUCGCUGCUUUCAGGGGUUGCAGCUGUCUUUAAAUGGUUUAAUGAUAUUUGCACUUGGAGAAAUCCAGUAACAACCUGUCUCGUGCAUGUACUGUUCUUGAUACUGGUUUGCUAUCCAGAAUUGAUUCUUCCCACCAUCUUCCUUUACCUGUUUGUCAUUGGAGUAUGGAACUAUAGGUUCAGGCCUAGACACCCAUCUCACAUGGAUAUUCGGCUUUCGCAAGCUGACACAGUGCACCCAGAUGAGCUUGACGAGGAGUUCGACUCAUUCCCAACAUCAAGACCAGCAGAUAUUGUGAGGAUGAGAUAUGAUAGGCUGAGAAGUGUUGCAGGCAGAGUACAGACAGUAGUUGGGGACUUGGCAAGUCAAGGGGAAAGAGCUCAAGCAAUACUGAGCUGGCGAGAUCCAAGGGCUACAGCCAUCUUCAUAAUCUUUUCAUUGAUCUGGGCUGUGUUCAUUUACAUUACUCCAUUCCAGGUUGUGGCCGUACUGGUCGGACUGUAUUUGUUGCGACAUCCCCGGUUCAGGGGCAAGAUGCCCUCUGUGCCUGUCAACUUCUUCAAGAGAUUACCAUCCAAGUCAGAUAUGUUACUAUGAGCUGCAAAUUAUUAUCAAUAAUACAUUCAUUCGGCUAAUUAUUUUCAAGGAAGGGUGAGUAAGUAAAUAAAGAUUCGUCAGUGUCAUAGCAGCAGAAGACAGAAAAAGAAAAGCAACAAUGCACCUUUCCUUCCUGCUACACCAACCUGCAAAAGAAUCUCACUUUUCGCUAAAUAUGCAUAUCCUACCUUUUUGAAUCUCAUGUAUGUCACCCCACCAUUCUUUUUGGCUCUAUAUUCCAUAUUCUGUAAUAUUGCUGAGGAAUAAUAUUCUGCAUUUCACAAAUAA